GGAUGAUAAUUUAUUAAUGUAGCUAGCCGACAUUUUAUUUCUAGCGUCCUUCAAUCGAUCUUUGAGAAUUGCACUGCCAUACUGGACAAAAGCGUAGCGAAAGGGUCAGGCAUUGACACACCGUCAAAGUGCGUGCCGUUCUUCGUCGCUCAGACUGUUCGCCUCACUCCGCCGCCCAUCACCGCGAGAGUUUCGCGGCCAGGGGUGCAAAACAUGUCCCCUGUUGCUCGUUCAUAGGGAGUGUUAAUUCAAACAUCUGGAUCACUUAUACCAAUGGAACUAAACGCGUUCGUACACAACCGGUUGCCUAGGUAACGGAGCUGUCUAUUCUUAGUGUAUAAUGAUCACGACUAACUAGACAAGAUGCUGGCAGAGUGGGAAGUCGCUCUCAUCCUUAUCGUGUUCAGCAUCCUGGUUGCUGUUGGCAUAGGCCUGUUCUGUCGGUUCGUGGGGAUACGCAGGGUCGUAUCGUUCUUCGCCACAGAUGAGGAGAAGGCAGUGUUGACGAAACAUGAUCAGAAUGGAUUAAUGCACGGCUCAGAGUCGGAUUUUGUCUUGGACAACAGCGGCAAGUUUAUGGAAUACGAUACGAUCAAAUCAGACCCUGGCUACAUGGACCUAGACAAGGGUCGGCCCAAGGAGGCCCAGCCACCUGCGAGGAUACAGACUAACGUGUUGGAUAGCCCUCGAGAUAGCCCCACAGCGUCUAUUGGUAGUACUUCGGAUUUCGAUCCCAUGGUACAGAACCUACCUCGGGCGGCAUCAUGCGAGAGCUUGGCAUCAGAUACUUCAGUCAUGGAGCUUCAGCCUGAUAUACCCGCCAUAGGGCAAAUAGAAGUAGGACUCGAAUACGACAAAGAGGUAUCGGAGCUGGUGGUGGGUGUUAUCCAGGCCCGGGACCUCCCAGCGAAUGAAUAUAGCGGCACGCUGGAUUCAUAUGUCAAGGUUUACCUUCAGCCAAACACGGAAGGAAAAGGUCAAACCAAGAUUCAGAAGAAAACGAUAAACCCUGUGUUCAAGGAACGAUUCCUUUUCAACGUGGAACCCUACGACCUUGGUUUAAAAACCGUUCAAUUCCAUAUAUACGCCUGUGAUAAGUAUGCCCGACACAAGAUGGUGGGUGAGGUCGAAAUCAAGCUCUCUGACCUUGAACUGUCACAACCUCUUAGAAUCUGGCUCAGUCUUAGAGAUAUUGAUGAGAAACCCGCCGACCUCGGAGAGUUGAUGUUCUCUCUGAGUUACCUGCCCACCGCCGAGCGCCUUACUGUGGUAGUAGUCAAGGCGAGGAAUCUCAAAUGGUGUGAAAACAAACGAAGUGGAGAUUCGUUCGUGAAGGUAUUCCUCCUCCAGAACGGUCGCAAAGUGAGUAAGAAAAAGACGUCGACAAAGAAGGAUGAAGCACAGCCAGUUUUCAACGAAGCCAUGAUUUUCUCGGUACCAGCAAGUGCCCUACCCAAUCUACAACUGCGAUUUACUGUAGCAGAACAAGAACAAGGCGGAAGAAUCAACCAUGUUGGUCACGUGAUAGUAGGCUCGCAGACGGCAGGAACUGAGUUAUCUCAUUGGAAUCAAAUGAUGACUUCUUUACGGAAACCUGUAUCAAUGUGGCAUAGCCUAAUUAGACAUAAAUAAGGACUCCAGGGAGAUUCGUUAGGAGAUUGUCACAAGAUUAUAAUAAUGGACGGAAGCGGGAGUGAAGAAUAAUUUUUUGCCGGCAUCAUUAUUUUGUAAACUAGAAGACAUAAUAUCAAGAGUGCAUCACUAUAACUUUCUUCGAACAAAAAUAACCUGAAGGCUUACGUGAUUACUCCCCUGUGAUUGGUUCAAGUCUGAAGACUGCACCCGUGAAACAGGAUUCAGAUUUUCUGGUUGGCUAACACCAAAGAACUUUGGAGAGAAUAUGAAUAAGUAUAUUAUUGGAAAACAGUAUACACAAUGUCAAAGUCUAUGGAUUGUGGGAUUUUUAUCGUCUGUGGUCUUCCUCAUGCUAACCUCGUUCCCUAGCCAGCAAAUCAAGUGGUACCAGGUCAAAAAAGGAGACGGGGUGUGUCGGAUGGGUAGAUUGUCCUGUGGCGUUUUGUUGAUCAGACAAUGGUUUCGUGGAGACUAAAUCUAUUGAAAGUUGGAUCGGUCAUGAAAAUAGUAUCUUGUAGUGUGAAUUAAAACUAACCCAGAGUGUUUCAGUGAAUUGACCUUUUCAUGUACGCGUAGUUCUGUCUUGUCCAAGCUUCGCGUAUUUUCGUACCGUUAUAUUUAAGAGGUUUGUAUCCAUAGUCAGCAUUUGUGGCAUUUGUGCCAUCUAUAUGUUGGUUGAGUUGCACUGUGAAGUGGUUACAUGUGAGUGUAUAAGUUCAUGGUGUCUAAUCAAAGAUAAAAUUAUUUCAUUCGUACGCGAUAUUGCUCAUGCAUCACAGAUUUUGGUUGUCGUAUUCGCAGUUAAUCUGGCAAAUGGAAGUGGUGACGGGUGAUUACAUGAUACGCUGUAACCCCUGCUGCCAGCCAGACCAACUGCAAAAGUAAUCACCACGAUUAGUUAUGCAUAAGCGAAAUCACAUAAGAGUAAAAUAAUUUUGUUUUUGUGGAGACCGUCGAAUUAACCAGUAUGAUUCUUUCCAAUUCAAGUAGUGAUCUCUGCACAAUACAGGAUAGAACGGUUUGUUUACGUUAUCUGGACAAGCAAGAAGUUGACGGGGCUGGGACAUGCUCCUUGAUUGAAAGAGUGAUUCCAAUCUUGGUCCUGUGUACAGAAGCCGAGAUAUUACCAUCUUGUACACUUUACAGUAACUAUGAACAAUGUACAUGUACUAUAUACAGUAUGAUUAUGUUAUGUUUGAAAUCGAGAUUAUAAUACGUUUGGGUAUCUGUGAUUAGUUAGAUUUCUGAUAGGUUCCAAACUGAAUCGCCAGGGUCGAGACGACCCAUGCCAGGAGGCAUGCCUUAUUGUAUGCCGUCACAGCUGCUCUGCAGUCCUCCAAAAUAGCCAGUCAAAACAAAUCAACUGGCCUUGUGAAAAUUAAGUUUACUUGAGUUUGCUUCGAUAGGAAAUACCAAGUUUUCAUAAAGUUUUAGCACAGUGAUUUUUUAGACAGUCUACAACAAUCAUCAAAAUACAUGUACUUCUUAUUAGAAAUGGACAUAGAUGCUUUAAACACAAUGUAAUGCAUCUGUUCAGCGAUUUGUUUGUAAACCUUGCCAUUUAUGAAUAAUCUCGAGUGAUAUAGUUGAGCUGUUUGGCUUAGUGCUAUGAGCUACUUGUAUAAGCGAAGGCCUACCUUAAUCAUGUGUGUGGUUUCAGCAUCCAAUCCCACCCAGUUACUGUAUGUCUGUUCAUCUGUGGUCUGAAGUACAUUCCCAAACCAGUGGCGAUGUUCAAACGCCAGUUUUUCCUCACGUCCGCCACUGAUAUGAUUUUGAUUUUCAUGUUGCCCAAAAAAAUGGUGUAUUAAAACUAGUUCAUGUCACAAUAAUUCUGUCACCUCCUCAAUAGUUUCAUACAUAAAUGCAUGAAACUAGACUCUGAUAAAAAGAUUCAAGUACCCUGCUAUGUUCAGCAAGUUUUCUUCGAACAGGACAAGACAUUUUCGCGUUAUCUGACACGUUCAACUUGUAUUAUCUGUUCUCCCUGCUUUCUAUAUCAAUCUGAUCGUAAAAUCCAAGUUCUAAAGAGUUAUAGCAAUAAAGCUAAGU
Lineus longissimus is the source of this 3687-nucleotide messenger RNA. Its product is annotated as synaptotagmin-12-like. The record is from RefSeq and is a predicted model, not a curated record. Gene Ontology annotation, cellular component: plasma membrane; exocytic vesicle. Gene Ontology annotation, biological process: cellular response to calcium ion; calcium-ion regulated exocytosis; regulation of calcium ion-dependent exocytosis. The transcript is spliced from 9 exons. Bases 364 to 1632 code for a protein of 422 amino acids. NCBI's taxonomy places the organism in Eukaryota, Metazoa, Nemertea, Pilidiophora, Heteronemertea, Lineidae. Gene Ontology annotation, molecular function: calcium-dependent phospholipid binding; calcium ion binding; phosphatidylserine binding.